AACUGACAUUAGAAGAAUGUUUCGAUAAAUACGAACGAGGCAUAUACCCUCAUCCAUCGGAUUGUACUAAAUUUCUGUCAUGUGCCACCACUGACCCCAUCGAUUGUCCAGCUGGUCUUCAUUUUAAUCCAACAUCUUCGGUAUGUGAUUGGCCAGCGGAUGCCGGUUGUAUGAAAGUGACCACGCCCAAUCCAGAUCAAACUCCGGAACCACCAGAAAGUACAGAAAGUCCAAAACCACCUACUCCAAAAGAUUCCACCGAUGCACCACCAUCCGAACCCAGCGAACCAAAGAACACUUCAAGUCCACCCGAGGAUGAGCAAGAUUUAAUUAAUUAA
Sitophilus oryzae (rice weevil) is the source of this 338-nucleotide messenger RNA. RefSeq names its product peritrophin-1-like. Gene Ontology annotation, molecular function: chitin binding. The record is from RefSeq and is a predicted model, not a curated record. Lineage: Eukaryota; Metazoa; Arthropoda; Insecta; Coleoptera; Curculionidae. Gene Ontology annotation, cellular component: extracellular region. The annotation marks the transcript as partial. The transcript has 3 exons.